Molecule: messenger RNA, 3071 nt
Organism: Saccostrea cuccullata (small rock oyster)
Lineage: Eukaryota; Metazoa; Mollusca; Bivalvia; Ostreida; Ostreidae
Exons: 4
Coding region: 1562-2497 (311 amino acids)
Source: RefSeq, a predicted model, not a curated record
AGACUAUCGCAUAAUUUUCCUUUUCUGUUGUUAAACAUUUAUUUUCUUUUUAGGUAAUAUCAAAUAUGUCAGCUUCCGCUUACGCGUCUUCAGAAGAGACGACGAAUGCUUGCAGAGCAAAUCGACUUCUCCUGGGUCCAUGUGCAGAUCAACAACGUGAUGUUUUACGUCAUUAUGUGCCACCCUCAGCAAUUGCACAAGUAACUGUACAAAAGAGUAAAAACUUUGCUUUUUGACGGCACCACAACGAAAUCUUAUAUUGCCUAAGAAUAGUUUUUAUAAUGGAAAUUACAAUGAUAUGGACAUUUCUUUAUUGUACACACUGCUCAGAAACAUUUGUAACAUAUAUAACCGCCUCACAACAAAGACUGGGGAAAUUAUCCAGAUCUUUCCGACAGAUCUCCCUCAGCUAACAUUGAGAAAAUUCGGUUUGCUAGAAAUCAAUGUGGAAAUUCUACCAGUUCUGUUUUAUCAAAUGCUGCUUUCAACACAAUCUGGUCUAAUGUUAGAUCAGAAGUUGUAGACCUUGAUUCUUUUCUUAACAAUGGAAAUAAGUAUGAAAGAGAGGUGGACUUUUUGAGAUACGAAACAAUGGACCCUGUCCGAGACAAAUAUUAUAUAGAAGAAAUGAGAAAACAGGCUAAAGAGGAUGCAGCAAUUAAAAGAAGACUUCGAGGCCUCAAACGUAAAAUGGAAAGGAAUGAGGCAGAUCGAUGUAAAAAUCAAAACAAAGUAUUAAAAAUGAUUGAUGAAAUCAAGACACUAGCGUGUGCCAUUCCUCCAAAUGUUAAGGAUCUUUAUGAAAAAGAAAUCCUUAUGUGGAUAGAAGAGGACGCAUUUUCUUAUGAAACUCACAAUUUCCAUGCAAUGCUGGAUGAAGUCAGGAAACAACCUUUCAUGACAUUUGUUGGGGUUCCUGGGUCAGGGAAAUCAGUGACGAUUCGUCACAUAGCCUUGAUUCUCAAAAAGGAAGGAUAUGAGAUUGUACCAAUUAGAGAUGUCAGGAAGAUUGAAGAUUAUUGUGACGCUCGAAUCGGACAGGUAUUUGUCAUCGAUGAUAUGGUUGGCGUAGUAGGUCUUAACAAACAAAAGUUUGAAUCAUUGAUAGACAACAAAAAAAUAAUUUCAAAUCCCGAUAAUAAAGGUACUAAAGUACUUAUGUCUUGUAGAAAAACAGUAUUUUAUGAAUGUCCCAAAUCAUUUUUCUCAAAUGAAAAAAACCUAGUCAAACUAUACAGUCCUUUAAAUACCUUGAACGAUGAUGACAAACAGGAGAUUCUUCAAAGACACGGCCUAAGUAGAGAUUUAAUAUCUCCUGAAAUGCUACAAGAAACAUCAGAUAUGUUUCCCCUUUUGUGCAAUCUAUUUUCCAAAAAGGAAAAAAAAUAGGAACAAUGUCAAUAAGUUUUUUACUUGCCCUGUUGAAUGUAUUUUAGAGGAACUAGAACAAAUCCAACAUCGAAAUAGAUUACACUACACGAUUUUGGUUCUAUUGGUGUUAUUUGAAAACAAAUUAUCCAAAAAAAUUAUAAAAAGCACAGGAAACAAGGAUUUAUUAGAAAUGAAAUCAAAAGUACUAGAAAUAUGUGAGGUGGAGAGUCGCACAGAUGCAUUCAAAUUUGAUAAAGCUUUGUCUGCAAUGGAAGGAACUUACACAAAACUCUGUGUUACUGAGUAUACCUUUGUUCAUGACUCAGUCUUUGAAAUCGUUGCGUAUCAUUUUGGAUGUCAGUUUCCAGAUCUUAUUUUGCAAUAUAGCAGUAGCAGCUUUAUUGCGAACAAGUUGAAACUUCAGGAACAAGGAAAACAUGAAUCGAAGGAGGAAAACGAGCGCAAUAGUGAGAAUGAUUCUCUCAUUGAUGAAAGUGAACAUAAAGAUGGUAAUGUUACAUUCAGUGGUGAAAAUAAUGAUCACACUGAUAUCUGUAUAUGGCUGAAAGAGGAUCAUGUUCCCAUGCUAGCAAAGCGCUUGUACAGGGAUAUAGAGAAUAUGGAACUGUAUGAUGUUUUUAUGAAUGAUGCUUUAAAACAGCCAAAUCUGUGUCAAGCUUUUAUUGAGGUGUUGAAAACAAAGUCAUAUUCAGAGCUGAAAUCCUUAUUUUUGUCAAAGCAGGAAGAUGUACCUAAAGUAGUGAGUCAACAGAACCGUGCAAGGACAAAACAUGAAGGUUGGAGAAUGGAAUGGCAGGAUGUGCUGGUCAAUAAGAGGUCCGGAAAAUACAGUGUGAGAGUUAUCAGUUGGGUGGUUUUCUACGGACACAAUCAAAUUUUGCAACAUAUUUUAAAACAGACUGAAUUAAACAAAGAAACAGAAUCUGAAUUGUUUUGGAAUCCAUUUCACGAAAAGUUUAAACAAUUUAAGAAUAACAUGGAAAAAAAGGUUGAAAAGGACAGCUCAGGUUUAUUAUACGCGGGAAAUGAUCCCAGAGGACAAAUGGAUAAGAUAAAUGAACUAAGUUUUGAUUACAGUGAAAUAAAGUCUGAACGCUAUCGAUAACUUUUACUUGGUUGUUACAGUGGUAAUUUAGAGAUUGUUAAAACAUUCAUUAGAUAUGUUUAUAUCGAUGAAAUUAACAUUGGUUUCUUAACUGUUGACGUCUCUGACAAUGAGGAUGUUUUUCCAAUCACACCACUUACCGCGGCAUGUGAAGGUGGGCAUUUAAGUGUUGUCAAAGAGCUGUUGAAAGUUGGAUUUCACGAUGAUAUUCCAGGUUUAGAUAAUACACCACUGACUGCAGCUUGUGAGUUCGGACAUUUAAGUAUAGUGAAAGAGCUAAUAAAGUCUGGGAUUGAUGUGAAUAUUGAAAAUUGUGAACGAAGAACUCCCCUCCAUAUGGUAGUUUUAAAUUAUACAGAAACUCUCAUGACUUCUCUUCAAAUGCUUAAUGACCACGGUGCAGAUGCAACAAUAGAUGACCUCGAUAAUCAAUCACCACUAUUCUUUGCGUUAUUUAAGAACAAAGCUGUUGUUGUGAAGCAAUUGUUAAAAAAUGAGAAUAAAAAUCAGUUGAAUAAAUUAAAGAAACAUUUGUUUGACUGUUUAGUAAACAUCAGGCAGAGUGACGUGAUGA